Molecule: messenger RNA, 3057 nt
Organism: Micropterus dolomieu (smallmouth bass)
Lineage: Eukaryota; Metazoa; Chordata; Actinopteri; Centrarchiformes; Centrarchidae
Gene: ctss2.1
Product: cathepsin S, ortholog2, tandem duplicate 1
Exons: 8
Coding region: 124-1137 (337 amino acids)
Biological process (GO): immune response
Cellular component (GO): lysosome
Molecular function (GO): cysteine-type endopeptidase activity
Source: RefSeq, a predicted model, not a curated record
UACAAAACCCUUCAGCGAGAUGCAGCUGAAUUAAAGAGGAAGAACUGCGAUAUAUCAUGUGACACUUACCUCAUAAAUAUCAACCAGGAAAACAGUCAGGGUGCGUUCGACAUAGAAGCAGCGAUGAGUCCGACUGAUCAAGGAAUGAUGUUGGGGAGCCUGCUGCUCGUCUCCCUGUGUGUCGGCGCAGCAGCCACGUUUGACAGCAGGCUGGACCUCCACUGGGAGCUGUGGAAGAAGACACACGAGAAGAAGUACCAAAAUGAGUUGGAGGAUGUGCACCGCAGGGAAUUAUGGGAGAAGAACCUGAUGCUCAUUACAACACACAACCUGGAGGCCUCGAUGGGGCUUCACACCUACGAACUAAGCAUGAACCACAUGGGAGACAUGACACCAGAGGAGAUCCUGCAAUCUUUUGCCACACUCACUCCUCCCACUGACAUCCAGAGGGCACCAUCUGCCUUUGCUGGGACAUCAGGCGCUGAUGUACCAGACACCAUGGACUGGAGAGAGAAGGGCUGCGUUACCAGCGUCAAGAUGCAGGGUGCUUGUGGAUCCUGCUGGGCCUUCAGUGCCGCAGGGGCCUUGGAGGGCCAGUUAGCCAAGACAACAGGGAAGCUGGUGGACCUCAGCCCCCAAAACCUGGUGGACUGUUCAAGCAAAUAUGGCAACAAGGGCUGCAAUGGCGGCUUCAUGCACCAAGCCUUCCAGUACGUCAUUGACAACAUGGGCAUUGACUCUGACGCUGCAUACCCCUAUGUAGGAGUGUCACAACAGUGCCACUACAACCCCGUGUACCGUGCUGCCAACUGCUCCAAGUACAGCUUCCUGCCUGAGGGAGACGAGGAGGAACUGAAGCAGGCACUCUCCACCAUUGGACCCAUAUCAGUGGCGAUUGAUGCCACGCGGCCCAGAUUUACUUUCUACAGGAGUGGUGUGUACGAUGACCCUAGCUGCACCCAGAAAGUGAACCAUGGGGUGUUAGCUGUGGGCUAUGGCACACUGAACGGACAAGACUACUGGCUGGUAAAGAACAGCUGGGGAAGUACCUUUGGAGACGGCGGCUACAUCCGGAUGGCACGCAACAAGAACAACCAGUGUGGCAUCGCUCUGUACGGCUGCUACCCCAUCAUGUAGCUACUGAGGGAACUGAAUUGAAUCUGUUGCAAUAAUAAGUGCCUUCUCUGUUUUAUGUAUACAGUAUCAUUACAGUUUAAAUUCACAUUGAUGACAACAUUUUUCUAUCUGUUUUGUUUUUGAAAUUCCUUUUGUACCUUUUAUGAUGAUAGCCAAAAGUCUAAAUACUAGACUUUAAAAAUUUUUGACCGGGUGCGUGUUUGUGUCUGACUGUAUAUGUGUGUGUGUUUGAAUCUCUAAUAGAGACAUAUGUACUCCUUGCUGACACUCAGUCACAGUAAGACAUGCAAGUCCUGGAUGCAUGUAUCAGUUUGUUGAUCAAUCCAAUGUUCACCUUUCAGUAAAUACUGUAUCGGAUUCUGUGCCGUACAUGCGAUGAGGGUGAAGAUCUGAUUUUACACCACCACUUUCAGGUUCGUCAGUCUGUUAAAUCUGCCAUGAAAACCGCCUGAAAGGAUUCAAUUGACUCUUUGGGAAAUUGGCUUGUUGGUCAAUUUGGCUUUUACAUGUUACGACAGAAGGAACGCCAAAAUCAAUACCUGUGUCUCUGGUAAAUAUCUCUGUCCUGUGCACAUGCUGAUGUGGUAGCACGUCCUACACUAACUGCCUACAGGCAAGUAACAAUGUCUACAGUAAGAAGAAACACCUUUUAGUUUGUUUGUAUUUUUUCCUCACCCUCUCAUCAACAAUUGAGCUUCCUUUCCAAAAUAGAGUCAAUCGAGUCCUUUAGGGGAAUAGUUCAACAUUUAGGGAAAUAUGCCUAGAUAGAUAGCACUUUCAUAUAUCUGUCUGUUAAAUAUUUAGCUCCAGCAAGCAGCUAGUUUGCUAAGCUCAGCAUUAAGACUGGAAGCAGGGGGCGAGGUCCGAUCAAAAUGUAAAUGUAAAAAGUGCAAAGAAAUUCACCUACCAGCACAUCUAAACCUAAUUAACAUGUUGUUUGUUUCUGUAUCUGUGUGAAAACUGCACUGUAAAAUCGACAAGUUGUGGUUUUACAAACACAUUAUGUGACUAUUUCUUGGCAGGCAGAUUUUUAUUUACCUUUACCUUUGGAAAAAGACAGGUUAGCUGUUUUGUCUUCCAGUCUUUAUGGUAAGUUAAGCGUAGUGGCCGAUGGCUGCAACUUCAUAUUUGGCAUACUGACUUUCUUAGCAAACGAAAAUGAGUAAAGUGUAUUUCCCCAAAUGUCAAACUUAAUGGUUUGAGUAUGAAAAUGAUGUGAAUAAAAUGCUGUGGUCAAAUUAUAUAUAAUAAUAAUAAUAGAUUUCAUCUUCAGAUCUAUUUAGUGAUCUCCGUGGCUGUCUCUGACGCUAUGUGUUAUAUUAUGUCUGGCUGUUUUUUUUUCUUUCUAUCUGCUUUACUGAAGUUUCUCUUGAUCUUGAGCUCAGUGAGGUUACCUGAUCAAAUAAAGGUUGUAUAUAUAAAUGAGGGAAUAUCUUAUGUAAAAUGGUGUUCAUCCCUCCAAUAGAAUAAAAAUAAAAAUACAAUAUAUUGAGUUUCUAAUAUGUUAAAGGAUCUUCAACCUGGAAAGAGUAAAACAUUGAAUUAGUUUAAUCUUUUAAGAAUUCGGCGGAAAUGUGUAUAAAACUUUGAACAGGGGAUCUAAAUGUUUGCAUUUAAUGUUUAGAAAAGGAAAAACGUGUCCAGGGUUUUAAUAUGGAUUGUAAAGAAGCAGAUAGUAAAUAUAUUCUGUAUAUUUGUUAUGGAAAAAGUAAAGCUACUUAUGGUCAGCUCUUAGGGAAAUACAAUGAGGGUGAUUUUUUGCUGUUGUGUUAGAUGAAUAUAACCCAGUUUAAUAGUGCAGUUUAAGACUGCAAUGUAUUGGAUAACAGCAUUUUUAGUACGUAUUGGCCUUUAAAACCCCAGAGAGCUUUAACGCUAACACUUCCAACAAGGUCAGAAUAAAGUCAACAGAGAACAGUG